Messenger RNA from Prorocentrum cordatum, 1618 nucleotides. The record is from the annotation of a GenBank genome assembly. NCBI's taxonomy places the organism in Eukaryota, Dinophyceae, Prorocentrales, Prorocentraceae.
AGCCAUUUGGCUCCAGCGUGCCCCCCAUGGCCCAGGCCCCCCAUGCGGCCCCCGUGCUGCCCGCGAGGCUCCCUCCCGGCGGGGCGCUGCACGGCGCGCCCGAUCGGGCCGCGCGGCUGCUGCGCAGCGGCCACCGCCCGGCCGGGCGAGGGUAGGGCGCCCACGGCCACGCGGCGGCUGCGCGGGCGCCUCUCGGAGGCCCUCUGCUGGCUGGGCUGCGGCCUGCUCGGGCUCUGCGCGGACGGCCUGUGGCGCAUCGCUGACCCGGUGGCGAGGAGGGUGCGGACGCGCCGCCGGCCGCUCAGGAUCGUCCUGGUGCGGAACGGGGAGAGCCUGGGCAACGUGUGCGACACGACAUACGAGACCAUCCCGGACUCGAGCGUGCCGCUCACCACCAGGGGCUUCGAGCAGGGGGUGGCCGCUGGCUGGGCGAUCCAGGACCUCAUCGGCGACGAGACGGUGCGCUUCUUCCACUCCCCGUACAUGCGGACGCGGCAGACGACGAUGGCGAUCCUGGAGGCCUUCCGGGGCAGGAGCGUCGAGCUCACCACCGAGCCGAUGCUGCGGGAGCAGGACUUCGGGAACUUCCAGGACCCCGAGACCAGGCAGCAGUCCUUGGAGGACCGGCGGCGCUACGGCCGCUUCUACUACCGCUUCCAGAACGGCGAGGCCGGCACCGACGUCUACGACCGAGUCGCGGAGUUUUGGUCGACCCUGCACCGUGUCAUGAGCAGGCCUGACUGCGCGCAGAACCUUGUGGUGGUGACGCACGGCCUGCUGAUGCGGAUCUUCUGCAUGUGCUACUUCCGCUGGACGGUGCUCGAGUUCGAGCGGGUGUGGAACCCGUCGAACUGCGAGGUGUGGAUCCUCGAGAGGACCUCGGCCGGCCGCUACCGCCUGGCCGGGCGCCUCGGCAGCGGCGGCGCGCUGCUGCCCAUCAGGUUCGGUGCGGACCAGUCGGAGUCCGAGCCCCUCUGGGAGCACAUGCGGGAGCCCCUCGCCUCCCGGUCCGUGGCCCCGGGGACGGGCCAGGAGCUGGAGGACGAGAGGCUGCGGCACCUGCGCGCGGCCAGGGACGCCUCGCCCGGCGUGCUGCACACCGUCAUCGAGGAGGGCGCGCGCGCCUCGCGGGCGGCGGGGCGGGCGCCGCCGGGGCCCGCGCCCGAGCCCGGCGGCGGAGCCGCCUCGGCGAGGGCGGGCGGCUCGGGCUGAGGGGCAGGGCCCCCCUCGUCGUCCCCCGCCUGCUCCUGCUGCUCCGUCCUUUGGACUCAUCCCCUCUCCCCUCCCCUUCCCUUCCCCGCCCUCCCCUCGAGCACGUAAUUUACGACAUGCGCUCUACGCGCAUUCGAUCAGCCUCACGGCUUAUUCCGUUGACUGUAUGGUCAUUCACGGUCACGGCUUGGAAAUCUAGGCUGUCAUUGUACGCCACAGCUUUAGAUGUUUACAUUCGUGUGCCGCUUCUCUGCCUCUUCUCCAUCGGCACAUGUUAUGGCUUGCGUUCGUGGAGUAAUCGAGGCACACAUCCUAGUAUGAUUCAUGCGUGUUUCACUCUGACGCUGGGUCGACUGGCGGAUGGUUACGCCCUCUCCUGCUCACCUCCUGAGAAAGAAAAAUCCGG